Molecule: messenger RNA, 672 nt
Organism: Daldinia childiae
Lineage: Eukaryota; Fungi; Ascomycota; Sordariomycetes; Xylariales; Hypoxylaceae
Exons: 1
Coding region: 1-672 (223 amino acids)
Source: RefSeq, a predicted model, not a curated record
AUGUCAUCUAACGACGAUAAUACACUUCAGCAGCCCCGCGAAGAAAGCGAGGGGCAACAGGAGCAACAAGAACAGUCAACUUCGCAGGCCGAACAAGAACAGCAACCGGCGAAAGACCAGAAUGAUAAUCAGGACCAAUCGCAACAGAAUAGCGACCAACAUAACGAAAAUGAAGCGAGGCAACACGAUGAUAAAGUGAACGAGAACGGCGACGAGAAGGGCGAGGAGGCGAACCCUCAGGCCCAACCCAAGGCCAAACCUGAGAAGAAGAAACAACCUCAAGCUCAGCCUCAACCCCAACCGGCCCGUGCCGAGUCAGAGAAGCCUAGUCGAUCACGACGACGCCGCCGUAAUCAACCGGCGUGGAUGGAUGACGAUAAGGAGAAUGACUACGGAAAACAGAUGGCACCUCGUAGGCAACGUCAGCCAUCACUACAGUACCAGCCCCAACAGCAGAUGCAGCAGAUGCAGCAGCAGCAGAUGCAACAAGUACAGUCACAGCCUCAGAAGCAAGAUGGUGGAAAGAAUCCGCUGAGGUUGCGAUUGGAUCUCAACCUCGAAGUGGAAGUGACAUUAAAGGCCCGGAUCCACGGUGAUCUGACUUUAUCUCUCUUGUACGUGAUGAUAACCCUCUUCUUACCCUGGAAUAUCUACAACAUUAAAACACUCUGA